ACUAUGCUAAACGCGCACUUUGUUUGUUUGCCGCAGAAUAAGUUCGCAUCGUGCCUCCUCGGCGGAGCCGCCCAUCGCGUUACACAAGCGAUCCACAGCACCGUGCAGCGUUUUAAAGCGGUGGUUUAAAGUACCGAUAAGGCUUCCGUUUCAAGCCGAAUUGAAAUGGAUAAUCGCGUUUAGAGGUCUGUUCGUGAGGAACCCCCCGCUGGGGGAGGAGUGUGGGCAAUCUGCCAGACAGAAUGGAGCCCAAAAAAGGAAAUCAUACUAGCGCUUAAACCGGAUCACCUCCUCGCAUUGGACGACGGCGCUCAGUGAGGCAGUUCCGCGGCCAGUCAGUACGCGUACGGUGACGCAAUUUCUGACGAUUAGCAAACGGGUCGACAGUAUCAUUGUGGCUCAACGACGAAUCAAAACCAUGGCACUGCACGGAUUUCUAGAGUUCUUCCAACGGGAGAAAACCUUCCGACCGAAAAAACGCUUCACACAGGGUACAAUCCGGUACUCGCUGCACAAGCAGGCCAACGCAAGCCUGCAGUCCGGUAUCAAUCUGAAGGAAGUGGUCAAAUUGCCACCGGGGGAAAACAUGAACGAUUGGCUGGCGGUGCAUGUGGUCGAUUUUUUCAACCGAAUCAAUCUCAUCUACGGCACCAUUUCGGAAUACUGCAACGAAACGUCGUGUCCGACAAUGAGCGGGGGCUCAAAGUAUGAGUACCUCUGGGCCGACGGUGGAACGUACAAAAAGCCAAUCCAACUUCCGGCACCCCGCUACAUCGAGCUGCUGAUGGAUUGGGUCGAAAAUCAGAUCAAUACCGAAACGCUUUUCCCCGUGUCGACCGAUGUGCCAUUUCCGAGAGCGUUUCCGACGCUCUGCAAGAAGAUCCUGACCCGAUUGUUCCGGGUGUUUGUGCACGUGUACAUCCACCACUUCGAUCGCAUCUUCAGUAUUGGCGCGGAGGCGCAUGUAAAUACCUGCUUCAAACAUUUCUACUACUUCGUGACCGAGUUCGAGCUGAUGUCAGCGAAAGAACUCGAACCGCUGGCGGUCAUGACUGCUCAGAUGUGCAAAGACUAAUCCAGGUGCGCGCAGGCACUUUUUUCUGUUGCAUGCGGUUAUGUGGAGGACCGUAAGAGGUAGCCUAGGCCCGUGAAGACAAAAGUAAACACCCUCGAGCACGAUGCGGAGCGAAACCAACGCAGGAUGACGACAACAACAAAUGGGCGUUGAACAAACAACCAAAAAUCAACAAACACACUGUACAAACAUCACGCAACGCCCAGGCGCGCGGAGCACAUGAAACGGGUAGCGCGGAAAAGGGGCGCUUCAAACAAGAAGCUAACAACAAUAAUAUCUGUAAUGAUUUAUAAGAAUUUUAAUAAAAAUGACUGUUUGAGAAAGGUAAACAAAAAACUUAGCUUUACUCAACUAUAGGAUACGACGAUGCGUGAAAACGGAAACUCCCGCCGCCACGGCUGGCGCGCCCGCAGCGGCGAGUUGCUACACUGGUACGGCACGCUGGGAGGCAGAACACAUUUCCAUAGCAACCAGCAAACGAGGCAAGAUGCACGAAACCGUUGAAACAAUCACAAACGUGGCCACAAUAAACUCUGUGCAACUCUCUUUAGCUACAACAUCGGGGCGUGUGUACAUUUUUACUUCGCUUUGCUUUACAGGGGUAUUGCUGUUUCCGAACUGAACUUUAAGUUUCGCUUUCUGCAUUUUGUUUGACUGCAGCUGCUACUAGGUGUUGCACACGCAGGGUUCACGGCUUGCUGCUCCAUAACCAACUCGCUGCAUCGCUGCUCUACGAAUGUUUAAAUUCCGCGGAAAUGCUUAGCUUACUUUAAUCGCUUGCAACGGCUCUACCAUUCUCAUUCUCUUCCGGUCCAUCUGUCUAGAGUGCAUCUGGGUAACGCGAUAACGCGACCUAACCAACAAUCAGUCCACAUCCGAGCCGGAACUGGUUUUUGGUGUGGUUCAGAAUGCCACUGAGGGCAAACGUGAACGGCAGUGGCUGCAGUUUUUUCUCUAGCACCGCCCCCACCGUCCAGUUGCUGUCCACCAUUCCGCGGAACACUAGAUCCGACUUUGGCAGGUCAACUUGGUAGCCGAUGGUGGCGACGGCUUCUUGCAUCCGGAAGCUGGUCUCGACUUCCGCUCCAAUUUGAAGCUGCUCGCUUGCACGCUGGUAGUAGCAGAGGUGC
Messenger RNA from Anopheles bellator, 2205 nucleotides. RefSeq names its product MOB kinase activator-like 3 (gene Mob3). Gene Ontology annotation, biological process: signal transduction; positive regulation of protein phosphorylation. Gene Ontology annotation, molecular function: protein kinase activator activity. The transcript has 2 exons. The record is from RefSeq and is a predicted model, not a curated record. NCBI's taxonomy places the organism in Eukaryota, Metazoa, Arthropoda, Insecta, Diptera, Culicidae. Bases 419 to 1075 code for a protein of 218 amino acids. Gene Ontology annotation, cellular component: cytoplasm; nucleus.